Molecule: messenger RNA, 423 nt
Organism: Pelobates cultripes (western spadefoot toad)
Lineage: Eukaryota; Metazoa; Chordata; Amphibia; Anura; Pelobatidae
Source: the annotation of a GenBank genome assembly
AUGGAAAUUAUCACACAUCGACAUCUUCGAUCGCUUCAAAAAUCUAAAGGUUUCUUUUAUGCCCAUGCAAACAAAGGGGGUAAGUUACUUGCACGUUUAUUGAGAGGAACACUGCCACGUACACAGGUCCGUAAAUUGAGACUGUCUACGGCGAGGACAUCACCCUUCCCGAAUGACAUCGCUGAUGAAUUUCAGUCCUUCUACCAUUCCUUGUACAACUUGCACGAGCCGAAUUACUUGGACACGAAUAGAUCCGUAUUGAUUGACAACUACUUGCAGACGUUUGCUAUGAAAACCGCAUCUCCUGCAGCCGCAGAGGCACUGGAUGGUCGGAUCACUGAAGAAGAGAUGUCUGCUGCCCUGAAGGGGACUAAAGUCGGCAAAGCACCUGGCCCUGAUGGGUUUUUCAGCUGGUUACUAUAA